Molecule: messenger RNA, 764 nt
Organism: Prunus avium (sweet cherry)
Lineage: Eukaryota; Viridiplantae; Streptophyta; Magnoliopsida; Rosales; Rosaceae
Source: RefSeq, a predicted model, not a curated record
AUUUUCUUUUUCUCAUUACCUUCCUCUCUGAGAUCACCCAGAUAGCCAUCGAAGAAGAAAAAAGCAGAGAUAAUUUUGAAGCGUCUAAGAAGUUACUUCUUAGGCCUUCGAUUUUCUCUUCUUCGUUGUUCGCGUGUUCUAAUUCGAUUUACUACAAAGGUAUUAGGGUGCAUUUACGUCCAAAUCCCAUGGCGGAUGAAAAGCGAAAGGCUGCUCCUGAAAAGGAUACAAGUGCAAUAAAAAAAGUUUUGUCAACUAAGUCAUUGGGUUUAAUCAAAGCAUGGGAAGAAAGCGAGAAAACAAAAGUAGACAACAAGACAAAUAAAAAGUUAUCUAAUGUUGUUGCCUGGGAGCUCAGCAAGCAAGCAUAUAUUGAUGCGCGACAGAAGAAGUUUGAGCGAAAACUAGAAAGGAAGAAGGCAGUGUACGUAGAAAAGAUGCAAAAUAAAAUUGCUGACAUUCAUAAGAAAGCAGACGAGAAAAGGGCGAUGGUUGAAGAUGUGAAAGGGGAAGAACGUGCAAAGGUAGAAGAGAAGGCUGGCAAAUUCCGUGAAAUUGGGCAUGUACCAAAGAAAAUCCUAUGUUUUAACUUUUGAAAUUUGUGUGUGUUUGUCUAUUUUUUUGUUUUGUGUGCUUCACUCAAUAGUUUUUAGUGUAGAACAUGUGAAAUUUAAUGCUAAUGUUGGGCAUAUAUUUAUGUAACCCAAUGCUAAAACAUCUCUGUGGUACAUUUUUGUCUAAUGAGAUUUUGUAUGAGCCAAUCA